GUGCCUUGGGAAUGCGUGGCUUCUUCGCCUUCGCCUUAAUGGCAUUCAAUGCUCCGCCCACCUCCCUCAACUGCCUCCCGAACCCCUUUUCCUUAUAUAACUCAACCUUACUUUUAUUCACCUCCUUGUCCUGCCCCACCAUUUAUCUCUUCUUCUUCUCGUGAGACCUCAGCCAUGGAGAAAAGUAGCGUCGUUGCAGCAGCAAGGCCUGUGAGGGCUGACGACGAAGAUGAAAACUCCUCUGCCCUUCGUACUUCUGAGACCUUCCUUCGUCUCCUUCCCAUCGGCCUCUCCGUUGCAGCCCUUGUCCUCAUGCUCAACGACUCCCAAGCCAACGACUAUGGCUCUCUGGAUUACACUGACCUUGGCGCCUUCAGGUAUCUGGUGCAUGCCAAUGGUAUCUGUGCAGGUUACUCACUCAUUUCAGCAGCCAUUGUUGCUAUGCCUCGCCCUUCCACCAUGUCUCGAGCUUGGACUUUCUUUUUGCUUGACCAGUUGCUAACUUACAUAAUUCUGGGUGCUGGCUCGGUGUCAACGGAAGCUCUGUACCUGGCGGAGAAGGGGAACGACUCCACACUCUGGAGCUCAGCUUGUGGGUAUUUUGGCAGGUUUUGUCACAAGGCCACGGCAUCGGUCGCCAUCACCUUCCUAGCUGUGGUUUGCUAUGCGCUGCUUUCACUCAUCUCCUCCUACAAGCUCUUCAGCAAGUUUGAUGCUCCGGCACCAAACCCUGCUGCCGCCACCACCAAAGCCAUUGACAUCGCUGCAUUCCAUGCUUGACACAGCACUUGUGCAGUAGUAACCUGUACCUGAGACUCUCAAUGCCUCGUGCUGCUGAAGUUCAGUAUAACAAGUCUCGUGCCCGUAUUGUAAUGAACAGAUAUUCCCACUUUAGUAACGAUAUAAGCUACUUUUAAAUACCUUGCUUCUGGUCCAAAAAUAUAAUAAAGAAAAUACCUUGCCUCUGUCACUUGCCAUAAAUAAGAUGACCACUUCCUUCUA
Prosopis cineraria is the source of this 1002-nucleotide messenger RNA. RefSeq names its product CASP-like protein 2A2. Lineage: Eukaryota; Viridiplantae; Streptophyta; Magnoliopsida; Fabales; Fabaceae. The transcript is spliced from 3 exons. The coding region runs from base 49 to 780 and encodes 243 amino acids. The record is from RefSeq and is a predicted model, not a curated record.